UGGUACUCGACCAGUCACCCGACAUUAGCGUUUUAACCUCACCGGACACUGUUUGUCGUCUAGUCGAGUAGGUCCAUCGCAGAAAUGGCAUACCAGUUUGGAGAGACUGAUACCCGGCCUACCAGAGACUACAUACCGAGACCCCCUGUCGUACCCGUGCCCUACAAGUACACUAGAGAGGGAGCAGACCCCAGUAAGCUGUGCCCGCCUUCUGCCAGCAUCCAGUACGCCCCUGUGCUCUACGAUGCUCCCAAGUACCACAUGGAUACCAGAUAUGAGCGCCCCGUCCCAGCAGCGCCGCCCACAGCGCCCAUCUUGUAUGCACCGUCUCCGUACCAGUACCAAAUGCGCGGGGUGGAUCCCAAGACCAUCAAGCCACCCACGGCCCCUAUUUUAUACAAGAAGAUUCAGUAUUAGCGAGGAAGAAGAGGAACCCUCACCUCAGCCAAGCCCCGACGCCUGUUGUAAGAAAUCACGUGGUCUGUUGUGAUCACAGAAGCAUUUAUUGUCUUUCGUAGUCGCUGGCAUGCAUUUCUGUUAAGAGUGAGAUGCACACAGAAGACAUUGCUGCAUCGUGUUGUACCUGUUUUUGUCUAGUCAUUGUUAUGAUAACAAAGAUUAAAAAAAUAUAUAUGAUGGCCAUUA
Messenger RNA from Penaeus vannamei (Pacific white shrimp), 645 nucleotides. RefSeq lists its product as uncharacterized. NCBI's taxonomy places the organism in Eukaryota, Metazoa, Arthropoda, Malacostraca, Decapoda, Penaeidae. The record is from RefSeq and is a predicted model, not a curated record.